This is a messenger RNA of Panthera uncia (snow leopard), 2212 nucleotides long. RefSeq names its product paired immunoglobulin-like type 2 receptor alpha. The transcript has 7 exons. NCBI's taxonomy places the organism in Eukaryota, Metazoa, Chordata, Mammalia, Carnivora, Felidae. Gene Ontology annotation, molecular function: MHC class I protein binding. The coding region runs from base 1101 to 1991 and encodes 296 amino acids. The record is from RefSeq and is a predicted model, not a curated record.
CCAAUUAGCCAGGGCUCUCACAGCUGUGGAGGGAAUGACCUAAGGGGCAUUAUAAAAAUACAGCCUCCUGGGGCUUACCCCCCAGAAGGGAGCCAAGGCCCAAGGUUGUGUGGUGCAACUUGGUGGGAGCAUCCAGAAGGAGCAGAAGGCUCUGUGGACUCAGCGAGACUGGAGUUUGAGUCCUGGACCUGCCUCAAGGGUCACAUGACCUGAGGCAGGGCUUCUCUGAGCCCUUGGUCUCCUCAUCUGUGGAGUGGAGGACAGAGGGGCCUGCUGAUCAAGUCUUGCCUCCUGUGGGUCGAGGCAUGGGCUCAAGAAGGCCCACCCUCACCUCUUAACCCCAGGGAUGGUGUGAGACUGCACAAAAGGAGCUGACCAGGGGAGGGAAGGAGCCUGAUAGGCCUGGGUCCUAGGCAGGGGAGCCCCUGCUGGCAGGGAGAGCGGCCAGGUGCAAGUUGGGUGUCCUUGGUGCCUGGUGCUGGGGUGGAGGCCAUCUGAUCACCAGUGGGUCCCUCCUCCUUCCUCUGGGGAGGCGUUAGCUGGGCAGAGACUCAUGGUUGCCUGUCCUCUGGCUGGAAGAGCCAAACUGGUCCUGCUGCAGCCUUUCACCUGGACGACAGAAAGAGGCCAGGAGAUGCCGAGAGCCAGUGAGAAGGAGAGCUGGAGAGACAGAGACUGACUCCUGAGGAGAGGUGGCCAGGAGCUGAGAUGGAAGAGGCGAGGCCACAGAUGGCCAAGGUGUGGGGUGGCCAUGUGAAGAAAGAACCAUGAACCAUGGCCAUGUGAAGAAAGGCCAUGAACUAUGGCCCUCCAUGUGAAGAAAGAAGUUGGGGGCCUUUCUCACGGCUCUCUGUGCACUGACCACAAGGGAGGCGCUUUUGCAAUGUAGAAAAAGAAGAAACCAGAUUGAUAAAGGAAGUGCUGGGUACUCCGGGGGCCCGCGAGUUUGGGGAAGCUCACCCUCCCUUGCUCUUCCGAAGGAACCUGAUCCACGCUUUCCACGUUCCUCUGGACUCCCCGAGGAGGCACCUCUGUAGGGCCUGCCCUCUGGCCUUGACAGAGCUACUUGGCUUCUCCUCUCCUGGGAGGAGAGUGAGGCAAUGGGUCCGUCCCUGCUGCUGUCCCUGCUGCUGCUGCCGGCAUCUCUGCAGGCUGGCAGCUCAAAAGAAUGCAAUCCAAACACUGACUUUGGGAUCAACCAACCAGCGUCUCUCUCAGCCCCCGAGGGUGGUUACACCUGCAUCUCUUUCUCCUACUUCUACUGCUGGGAGUUAGCCAAGGAUCCCAGACUGAGUAUAGCUGUCAGACGGACAGACUUCCAUGGAGAGGUCAUCUACAACAGUACCCAGCGUUUUAUCCAUAAGGAUUACAAGAACCGGAUCUCCCUGGAAUUGAGAGAGGGUCAGAACUCCGGCACCCUGUGUAUACGGAACCUGCGGAAAGAAGAUGAGAAUAGGUACUUUUGCCGGGUCCAAGUGGAAACGCUAAGAGACAACAAACAGGUGUGGCAGUCCAUCCCAGGGACCAAACUCACCAUUACCAACGCUGCCCAGGCGACCACCAAGGGCACCACCACCGCAGCCACCAUCACAGCUGACCUCAAUGUCGUAGAGAACAAUGGGAGCUCAGCAUCUUCACCCCUGAGUGUGGGAGCUGCAGUCGGGGUGGCACUGGCUGGUGUUGUGCUCAUAAUAGCAGUUUUGGGACUGAUUGUCUUCCUCAGGUGGAAGAGAAGCAAAGGUCUGCAGACUAAAACCAGAACCGUAGCCAGGGAAUCGGUCCAAAACACUGAGGAGAAGUAUGAGAACAUCGGGAUUACAGGACAAAAAACAGAGCCCAAGCUGGACCCCAAGGGUGAAGCCCAGGAUGACGGUGGCAUCCUCUAUGCCUCCCUCACCCUCUCCAGCUCCUCGUCACCGGCAGCCCCUCCCUGCACCCCUCCCAAGGAGAGCCCGCAGGAGACCCUGUAUUCUAUCGUAAAGGCCCAGUGAGCAGGACUGAAUGGGGACUCCCUGAGACUAAGCUGCACAGAAGGUCACAGCUUCUAGUAAUAACCCUGGCCAGACACAGACAAAAGCCAGUGGGUGUGGAAGGCCACCAAGGACCAGAGAGAAACAGAGCCAUCUGCUUCCAUUCCCUCUUCAACGUCCCAGCCCUUGCCCACAAAAAUAAAAGUACUAGUAGGAUUUGCCUGAAGGCACCUAAAGAGAAA